Messenger RNA from Balaenoptera acutorostrata (minke whale), 859 nucleotides. Its product is annotated as endoplasmic reticulum-Golgi intermediate compartment protein 1-like. Gene Ontology annotation, biological process: endoplasmic reticulum to Golgi vesicle-mediated transport; retrograde vesicle-mediated transport, Golgi to endoplasmic reticulum. Bases 158 to 844 code for a protein of 228 amino acids. The transcript is spliced from 6 exons. Gene Ontology annotation, cellular component: Golgi membrane; endoplasmic reticulum; COPII-coated ER to Golgi transport vesicle. The record is from RefSeq and is a predicted model, not a curated record. NCBI's taxonomy places the organism in Eukaryota, Metazoa, Chordata, Mammalia, Artiodactyla, Balaenopteridae.
GCGGCGGGAGGCAGCGGCGAGUGUCGAGGGCUGGGGGCGGCCGGCGGGGGCGGGGCGGCCGGCGGAGGCGUUGGCAGCGGGCUGGGACCCACGCGGCGCCGCGGCCCACCUGGCCUGCAGGGCUCCCACCCCCGGCGGCAGCGGCGGCGGCGGCACGAUGCCCUUUGACUUCAGGAGGUUUGACAUCUACAGGAAGGUGCCCAAGGACCUCACACAGCCGACGUACACCGGGGCCAUUAUCUCUAUCUGCUGCUGCCUCUUCAUCCUCUUCCUCUUCCUCUCGGAGCUCACCGGAUUCGUAACGACGGAAAUUGUGAACGAGUUGUACGUCGAUGACCCGGACAAGGACAGCGGGGGCAAAAUUGACGUCAGCCUGAACAUCAGUCUACCCAAUUUGCACUGUGAAUUGGUCGGGCUCGACAUCCAGGAUGAGAUGGGCAGGCACGAAGUGGGGCACAUUGACAACUCGAUGAGGAUCCCGCUGAACAAUGGGGUGGGCUGCCGCUUCGAGGGGCAGUUCAGCAUCAACAAGGUCCCGGGCAACUUCCACGUGUCCACACACAGUGCCACAGCCCAGCCACAGAACCCGGACAUGACCCAUGUCAUCCACAAGCUCUCCUUUGGGGACACGCUGCAGGUGAGACGGGCACAGAUGGGGUGGCUGGAGGUGGGCGUCCAGGGGUGCAUCACCAGAGCCUUCUGUCCUCCCUGGACACAGAGGGAUGCCCUCCAGAGGCGUCAUGCCCUUCGAGCCUCUGCUCCAUCAAACAACCCCUCUGCCUUACUUAUGAGCCUGCGGCUGCCAUGUCAUCAACGUUGCACUCGACUUGGAACCUCGGCUUGAGACCGGGGCCUGGGA